AUGAGGAAUGAGGAAUAUUGGAAUCAUAAAAAAUUCAACCUUGACUCCCUGCUGCAAUCCUUUAUCCUGCAAUGUGAAUACUUUCGUGCCGAACCGGAGACACAAAUAUCGGGAAUUGUCAUCAUACUGGAACUCGAUGGCCUGACGCUGCAAAAGGUCAUACGUGAUACACCGAUGUUUCUCAAAUCUUUAUUCACAUUUAUUCAGGAAGGCAUGGGUAUACGUCUGAAGGCCUAUCAUAUUGUCAAGAAUCCGAAAGUUUUCGAUAUGAUUUUUGCCUUCGCCAAGCCAAUGAUACAGGAGAAAAUGUAUAAACGUAUUCAUUUUCAUGGAUCGGAUAUGUCAUCGGCAUAUUUCACCGGAUUGUUUGGCUGA
Musca vetustissima is the source of this 375-nucleotide messenger RNA. RefSeq names its product alpha-tocopherol transfer protein-like. Gene Ontology annotation, molecular function: phosphatidylinositol bisphosphate binding. The transcript is spliced from 2 exons. Gene Ontology annotation, cellular component: membrane. The coding region runs from base 1 to 375 and encodes 124 amino acids. Lineage: Eukaryota; Metazoa; Arthropoda; Insecta; Diptera; Muscidae. The record is from RefSeq and is a predicted model, not a curated record.